AUGGCAAGUUCUAGAGCCCCUAAGUUAGUUUACUUGGUUGUGUGCAUCAUGGUCCUGACUGCAUCCACAACUAAAGCAGCAAUUCAAUGUAAUCAGGUGGUUAACACUUUAACCCCUUGCGUACCCUACGUAAUCGGCAAUGGGGGGCUGACACAAGAUUGUUGCAAUGCCAUCAAGGGCCUUAACAACGCAGCCAGUAACACACCGGACCGUCAGGGUGUGUGCAGAUGCUUGAAAAGCACGGCUAGUCAAUUCGGAUACAAUAGCCGUAACGUUGCCCUUGCUGCUGGAAUUCCUGGCAAGUGCGGUGUUAACCUUCCUUACAAGAUUGACCCCUCUACUGAUUGCGCAAGUGAAGCUGAUGGAUCGGCGCUGCUCGGUGCUUUGUCUAAGGAUGCUGAAGGAUCUACUGAAUUGUACGAGAAUAAGUGGCUUCCACUGGGUCAGGAAGCCUUCUGUUUUCUAGUGCCUUUUCUGCUUGGUGUGUUGUCUACCAUGUUCGUUGCGUCAUAUUACAUGCCUACAAGCACCAUGAUAAAAUUUCUCACUGAAAUGAUGAAUGUUUUCGAUCCAGAACAAGGAUCAAACUAG
Messenger RNA from Dovyalis caffra, 591 nucleotides. The record is from the annotation of a GenBank genome assembly. NCBI's taxonomy places the organism in Eukaryota, Viridiplantae, Streptophyta, Magnoliopsida, Malpighiales, Salicaceae.